This is a messenger RNA of Toxotes jaculatrix (banded archerfish), 3967 nucleotides long. It is a transcript of the gene cbsb, whose product is annotated as cystathionine beta-synthase b. The record is from RefSeq and is a predicted model, not a curated record. Lineage: Eukaryota; Metazoa; Chordata; Actinopteri; Toxotidae. Gene Ontology annotation, molecular function: cystathionine beta-synthase activity; cysteine synthase activity. The transcript has 15 exons. The coding region runs from base 405 to 2234 and encodes 609 amino acids. Gene Ontology annotation, cellular component: cytoplasm.
UUUAGUUAAUAGCGAUUCAGCCUUUCUUUUUGCAUCACUCGAUCCGCGCAAACAACAUUUCUUUGCUCUUAAUUCCUCAUGAAGUCAGCUUUAUUUAAAGUAACGUAAAUGAGGAGUCGCCGCUGCAAAUAUCUGUCGAAGCUUUGAGACGCUGACGCGCUUUUUACAUCAUUUAACUUUAUUCGGUGUAAUUUUAUUUUAAAAUGGAUGAAUGGGCUAUUUGUCUAUCAAUUAUUCCAUAUGAUGUUUGUCUUGAUUUGCUUCCUUUGGUCCGGUCUGUCAAAUAAUGUUAAAUGGAACGGGAUUAAAACAAAAGUUAUUUCCUUAAUGAGCUGAUUGUCCACGGUUCAUAUGGUGAUUUAAAGUUUCCCACCUGCGUUGAAUGAAAGGAAUUUACGUGAGCCAUGCCUUCUGUUUCUGGAAGUAAACGUUUGGAGGAUGUUCCUACUCUUUGCCCGCAUGCAGCUAACCUGGUGAAUGAAGAUAUCACCUGGGAUCAAAAGUCUUCCAGUGUGAAAGGGGGUGCCAUAACUGUCACCAGUGGUCACAGCAUAUCUGGUAAUGGAGAACAGGAUCGUCUCAAGGUUCACGAAGAAUCGUUCCAUAAAAGUGGGGGAAAAGGUGAGAGUGAGUUGCAGACCAGAGAAGUGACAGCUGAUAAGAGGAACUGGAUCCGCCCUGAUUUGCCCAGCAGAUGUACCUGGAGGCUGGGUGCACCGAUUUCAGAGUCACCUCAUAGUCACCCAGAACGCACUAAGCCCCCCAGCAUCCUCCCCAACAUCCUCGGGAACAUCGGACACACACCUCUGGUUCGUUUGAACAAAAUCCCAAAGGAGUUUGGACUCAAGUGUGACAUAUUGGCCAAGUGUGAGUUCUUCAAUGCAGGAGGCAGCGUGAAAGACAGGAUUGCCGUGCGGAUGGUGGAGGACGCUGAGAAAGCCGGGAUCCUCAAACCCGGAGACACGAUCAUCGAGCCCACCUCUGGAAACACAGGUAUUGGCCUCGCCCUCAUAGCUGCAGUGAAAGGCUAUCGCUGCAUUAUCACCAUGCCUGAGAAGAUGAGCAUGGAAAAGGUGAAUGUUCUGCGAGCUCUUGGGGCAGAAAUUGUGCGUACGCCUACAUCUGCAGCUUUUGAUUCAGCAGAAUCUCAUGUAGGUACAGCUUGGCGUCUAAAGAACGAGAUCCCCAACUCGCACAUCCUCGACCAGUAUCGAAAUGCCAGCAACCCCCUGGCUCACUAUGAUACCACAGCUGAGGAGAUACUGGAGCAGUGCGAUGGUAAAGUGGACAUGUUGGUGGCUGGAGCUGGCACAGGUGGUACACUCACCGGUGUUGCCCGGAAGUUGAAGGAGAGGUGUCCCAAUGUCAAGAUAGUUGGUGUGGACCCUGAGGGCUCCAUUUUGGUUGAAUCAGAAGAGAAAAAUGAAAAAAAGGUUUCGUUUGAAGUGGAGGGCAUUGGAUACGACUUCAUCCCUACAGUGUUGGACAGAUCUAUUGUUGACAUGUGGUAUAAAUCAACUGAUGUGGAGACGUUCACUAUGUCACGCAGGCUGAUCAGAGAGGAGGGUCUUCUGUGCGGUGGCAGCGCUGGCUCAGCCAUGGCAGCAGUAGUGAAGAUGGCUCGGCAGCUUGAUGAGGGACAGCGCUGUGUGGUCAUUCUGGCCGACUCCAUCCGUAACUACAUGUCAAAGUUCCUGAGUGAUGAGUGGAUGUGUGAGAAGGGCUUCCUCAGUCUGGAGGCUCCGAUGGACCACAAACCCUGGUGGUGGAACCUGACUGUCAGGAGUUUACGCCUGUCUGCCCCCCUCACUGUCCUGCCAUCUGUGUCCUGCCAGAAAACCAUUGAGAUCCUGAAGGAGAAAGCGUUUGACCAGGCCCCAGUCGUCAGCGAGUCAGGUGUGAUCCUCGGGGUGGUGACUCUGGGAACAAUUCUGUCCUUUGUGUCAGCUGGAAAAGUCAAAGCCUUAGAUGCUGUCAGCAAGGUGCUCUGCAAAAGUUUCAAACAGGUGCACCUGACAGACAGCCUGGGGAAGUUGUCCCGUAUCCUUGAAACAGAAAACUUUGCCUUGGUGGUGCAAGAUCACACCCAGUCUGAGGCUGAUGGAUCAGUUUGCCAGAGGCAGAUGGUUUUUGGCGUUGUGACAGCAGUCGACCUCCUCAACUACAUCACCACACACGAGAGGCAGGAUCGCUCGUCGUCUGAAUGCUCUCUGCCGGGCAAUGUGUCUCUGUGACUGUAUAGCAUUUAGGACGUAAUGUAUGUGUAGACAUUAAGGAAUGUAUAGAAAAAGGCCAGCCUUGUCCUUUCAGUAGUUAAUCUGUCCCGUGUUGAUUUAUGUGAUUUUUUUAUUAUCGUUAUUAAUCAUCAUUAAUCAUUAAAAAUACUUUUUAAAUUAAAUGGGGUUUUUUCCACUGGGUUUACCUCGCAGCUGUAAUUGCUGUAGGAACACCAAACUGAAGGGAGGAUUUGACAAAACAAAUCUUGACUUGAGGGUUUGUUGCAUUAGGUGGGGAUUGUCUCGCUGGUCUGUUUUCCCUCACCAUCCACCAACUCCUGAUCAGUGACUUCCCACUCAGCACAGUGAUGGGUUGUGGAUGGAUGUUUGUGUUUGGGGUCAUUCCCCAUAUACAUAUGACCACAUGUGAGUUUCAUUCUUAAUUAAUGUGAUAACAGUUGAGCAACAUAUUAAUGGCAAACGAUCUCAGUUUGCUCAAGAAGAGUGGGAGAUGUUUUUUUUUUUUUUUUUUUUUUUUUUUGGUCAAACUAUCAAAGCUUAAGAAUAAACUUUAUUGCUAAAAGAACAAUUAUACUGUUAAAUGUUUACCGUACUUAGCCUGAAAAAAUCUUUUUAAAUAAAUAGACAAGUCUGUGGAUAUUAUUAGUGAAAGAUGUACUGUACAGCUUUAGGCUUGCCUUGGUUUUCUACACAUUUUUCUUAAGGUUGUAGUUAAUCUUGCUUUUCUGCAGCAGGUGGACAAAUGCCUCCACCUAGUGGCCAAAAAGCUCAAACCAAGUAAGCUUAUAACAGCAAAAAGACCAGGAGUGUUUAAGGUUACAGAAAUGUGUUGCAUACUUGGUUAUGAAACUCAAACAACAUUUCUGAACACUGUUUUUUUCCCCAUAAAAGAUUUAUAUUCAUAAAUCUGCCCCUGGAUCUUAAAUCAGGUAAAAGGUUGUUGAACACCAACAACUGUGCUGGUGUUGUGUCAUUUGAAGCCAUUAUUUGUUUUCCUCUAAGAUAGUUCUGAUGUAACCUUGAGGUACAGUGGCUUCAGAAAGCACUCAGACCCUUUUGCAAAUUUUAUUGCAUUGUAGAUUUCAUUUUAAAUGGAUAAGACUGCCAAAUGUAUUAAAAAUGAAAAGCCUAAUUUCUCAUUUACAGAAGAAUUCACACCCUAAAUUCAUUCCCUUUCCAGCAAUUACAGCUUCAAGUUUCCUUUGGAAAGUCUCUACAAACUUUGCGCAAGCCUUGGAUUUGUGCAGUUCUUCCCAUUAACCCUGGCUGAUUCUCUCAAGCUCUGUCAGUUUAAGAAUUUGUGAACAUUCAUCUUCAGAUCUCAGAUGUUCUGUGGGGUUUAAGAGACUUGUCCCAGAGCCACUCCAGCGUUGUCUUGGCUGUGUCCUAUGGACCUGGUUAAUCAGUUUGGCUGGAUGGUGAACUCUCAGGAGAGUCCUGGUGGUUCCAAACUUGUCCCAUUUCACAAUUAUUGAGGCCACUGUGUUCCUGGGAACACUCAAAGCUUUAGAUAUGGUUUUAUGCCCUUGCCCUGAUCCAUGACUCACCACAAUUGUAUGACAGAGGUCUACAGAAAGUUCCUUGGACUCCAUGACUUGUUUUUGUCCUGACAUGCAUCGUUACUUGGCUGACCUUUUACACAAAGAUGUGUGACUUUCUAAACUAUAUCCAGUCAGUUCAGUUUACCACAGCUGGACUCCAAUCAAGUUUUAGAUACAUCUCAAGCAUAA